Ostreococcus lucimarinus CCE9901 is the source of this 309-nucleotide messenger RNA. RefSeq lists its product with no specific name. The annotation marks the transcript as partial. The transcript has a single exon. NCBI's taxonomy places the organism in Eukaryota, Viridiplantae, Chlorophyta, Mamiellophyceae, Mamiellales, Bathycoccaceae. The record is from RefSeq and is a predicted model, not a curated record.
GUGCUCGAGGCGAGGUUGAUGGUGCUGCGAGCGACGGCGGAGCGGGAUGCGGCGAUGGAGAAGGCGAAGGCGACGGAGAAUUUGUAUCGCGCGAUGGAAUUUAGAGAGCGCCAGACGGCGAAGAGACGGAACGAGAAGGCGGUGGUUCGACCGCACGUCCCAGUCAGCGAUGGUCGCGAAGCGCAGAAACGUAAAGCGCUCGUACGCAUUCUCCACUCGCUUCGAGCGCACGCCGUGGCGCAGUUGGAGCGCAUCGAUGGGCUCGAGUACGACGAACGCAUUCGCAACGCCGCGCGGAUCGGGCGAUAG